Molecule: messenger RNA, 984 nt
Organism: Lodderomyces beijingensis
Lineage: Eukaryota; Fungi; Ascomycota; Pichiomycetes; Serinales; Debaryomycetaceae
Source: the annotation of a GenBank genome assembly
AUGCCAAACAAAUACGAAGCUUCGUCGAUAAAGACGAUAUCUGUGUCGUCGUCCGUGUUGUUGUCGUUACUUAGACACACCUCGGAGCAUUACCCAGCGUUGUUCUCGGGUGCAUUGUUGGGAUUUGAAGAUGAAAAAUCCGUCGAUAUAACGCAUGCGUUCCCAUAUUCAUACCCAGAUCAGUACGAAGGCGGCUCGUUCAAGUCGAGAAGCGGUGGCCAGUACCAGAAGGACUUGUUGGAAAGCUACAAGAAACUUGGUUACGGUGUUGCAUUCCAAGGGUGGUUCCAAUCGACGAUUUCAGGAAACUUUGUUACAACCCAGCUUGUCGAGGGAUUGGCCCAGCAGCAGCUAGCCAACCCCAAUGUCUUUAUACUCAUCCACAACAUGUCGAGCAUAGGCCAAGAAGUUGCCUUGAGGGCGUUGAGAUUGUCCUCUGGAUUCAUGAGCGCGUACGCCGACGGGAAAUGGAAGUCGAGGGAUUUGGAAAAGAACAAGGUUUCGUACUUGAACAUCUUCGAAGAGUUGAACUUGGACAUACAGAACCAGGCCUUGGUCGACUUGUACUUGUCAAACGCGCCAGCUGUCAAGCUUGGAGAAUCAGAAUUGACCAGUCUCAACCUCUUGUCCAACUCGAGCUCCACCGCGCAAUUGGUAGAGUCUUUGUGCAGCCAAGUAGACUCAUUCAACUACGAUCAAAACAACUUCAACUACUACCAAAGACAGCUCCACAAAGAGCAAAGCAAGAUCCAGCAAUGGAAACAGCAGAGGAAGUAUGAUAACUUGGAAAGAGCCAAGAACGGUGAAAAGGAGUUGCCCACCGACGAAUGGAAGUCCAUCUUUAGAUUGCCUGCUGAGCCUUCAAGGUACAACAACAUGUUGCUAAGUCAUUCCAUCAAUGACUUGGCUAACGAUGCGUUGAGGAAAUGCGAUGAAGAGUUGCAAAAGAGUUUCGCCAUCAACCAAAAAUUAGCAGCUGAUUAG